AUGACAAUAUGUUUAGACACAGGGUUUACACUUGAAAAGGGCCCAAACCAAGGGCUGAAACAUUGUGAUUUUGCACUGAAUUGUGGCCAGUCAUGCUCGAUAAAGUAUUCACUUUUGGCGACUAGUUCUGUUAGUGGCGUUACAAUAAGAUCUGUGCUAAACGCUAUACAAGGUCACUUACCUUAUCGAGUAUGGCUACCAUACGAUUACAAUACACCUUCGAUGUUCUGGAUUACAUCCAUUCAACAAAUUAUAACUGUGAUAUUCUGUACCAUCGUAAACGUCGGCACGGAAACUCUGGUUUUUGGAUUGUUUCUGCAAACAUGCGCGCAAUUUGAAAUCUUUGAAAGUCGUCUUCGUAAAUUAGUGAUGAACAAAACGAACAAAUUAAUGAAAAAUGAAGUUAGAUAUCAAAAAUACUUAUCUCCUUCGUCAAAUAAAGAAGAAACGAUAUCAAAAUACAUAUAUCAUCACCUCGAGAUUUACAAAUAUGCCAAAACAGUAAAUUUUAUAUUCAAUCAGGUACUCUUUGUCCAAUUCUUUGGCAGUAUAUUGAUAUUAUGUACAAGUGUAUAUUAUCUGUCAACACAUAGUACGCUGUCCGAAACAGCCACUUUGAUAGUGUACACUAUUUGCAUGUUUGUACAAAUUUAUGUUUACUGUUGGUCCGGAAAUGAAGUCAUACUUAAGAGUAUGAGCGUGGGAGAUACAAUAUAUUGUAUGAACUGGCCUUCACUAUCAGUUAACGAAAGGAAAGAACUACUAAUGAUCAUGUUACGCAGCACA
This is a messenger RNA of Temnothorax curvispinosus, 786 nucleotides long. RefSeq names its product putative odorant receptor 71a. The record is from RefSeq and is a predicted model, not a curated record. The annotation marks the transcript as partial. Gene Ontology annotation, cellular component: plasma membrane. NCBI's taxonomy places the organism in Eukaryota, Metazoa, Arthropoda, Insecta, Hymenoptera, Formicidae. Gene Ontology annotation, molecular function: olfactory receptor activity; odorant binding. The transcript has 5 exons. Gene Ontology annotation, biological process: sensory perception of smell; detection of chemical stimulus involved in sensory perception of smell.